Molecule: messenger RNA, 1332 nt
Organism: Penicillium expansum
Lineage: Eukaryota; Fungi; Ascomycota; Eurotiomycetes; Eurotiales; Aspergillaceae
Product: NADH:flavin oxidoreductase/NADH oxidase
Exons: 1
Coding region: 1-1332 (443 amino acids)
Cellular component (GO): intracellular anatomical structure
Molecular function (GO): FMN binding; NADPH dehydrogenase activity; NADP binding
Source: RefSeq, a predicted model, not a curated record
AUGGGAUCUACUUCGUUUCGUUGCCCGCCGAUCCACCAGGCCGAGGGUCUGCCCUAUUUUACUCCCGCCAACAAUGCUGGAGCGGCUAUAAACCCACGGGAUCCCGACACCCCGACACUGUUCCGCCCUUUACAAAUUCGAGAUGCUACAUUCAAGAAUCGCGUGAUCGUAGCGCCUAUGUGCAUGUACUCCACCGAAUCAGACCCAACUUCUCCGGCUGUAGGCGCGCUCACAGACUUUCACAUCGCGCACCUCGGUCAUUUGGCCACGAAGGGCGUCGGUCUGAUUCUCAUCGAAGCCACAUCAGUCCAAUUCAAUGGUCGCAUUUCACCCAAUGAUUCCGGCCUUUGGCAAGAGGGGACAGACUCCGAGCAGUUCAAAGGACUCUGUCGCGUGGUGAAUUUCGUUCAUAGUCAAGGGGCUAAGAUCGGAAUUCAGCUUGCUCACGCCGGCCGGAAGGCUAGCACGGCGGCCCCCUGGCUCGCAUCCCAAGCAAAUCAACGCGGCAUCAAAGCCGAUGAAAGUGUUGGUGGCUGGCCAUCAAAUGUAGUUGGCCCCUCUGGUGGAGAAGAGCAAAUUUGGGCACCUGGCGAUCAGUUCUGGCCCCCUCGCGAGCUUGAAACGGCCGAGGUUGAAGAAGUGGUCCGGGCAUUUGCACGAAGUGCAGGGCUCGCCGUACAAGCAGGAGUGGAUGUAAUUGAGAUCCAUGGUGCCCACGGAUACCUGAUUCAUCAAUUCCUCAGCCCUGUUACCAAUCGACGAACCGACAAAUAUGGUGGUAGCUUUGAGAACCGAACUCGGUUCUUACGCGAGGUGGCUGCUGCAAUCCGUGCCGUCGUACCAAGUGGAAUGCCUUUGUUUCUUCGUAUCAGUGCGACUGAUUGGCUCGAAAAUCAAACAGUCGCAGCAGGAACCGGAAGCUGGGAUAUAGCAUCCUCAAUUCAACUUGCCAAAUUGUUACCAGAUCUAGGGAUUGACUUUCUGGAUGUUAGCUCGGGAGGUAAUCAUAGAAGCCAACGGAUUGAGCCUCAUACCAACUAUCAAAUUGACCUCGCCGGCCAAAUUCGUCAAGAAAUUCACGCUGCCAACCACACAACCCUGGUAGGAGCUGUUGGCUUUAUUACAGAGGCUGAGUCCGCUCGCGAUAUUGUCCAGGGUGCCGAAGAGGAAGCACAGGCGACAGAGGCAAUGCUAUCUGGUCCAAAUCCUCGGGCUGAUGCCGUGUUGAUGGCCCGUCAAUUUCUGCGCGAGCCGGAAUGGGUGCUCACGGCAGCCAAGAAACUGGGCGUGAAGGUAUCUCUCCCGUGGCAGUUUGCCCGAGGCUUACUGUGA